CGGCAUGCCGGACUACUAUCUUUCGGGUCACCUACGCCGUCGGGCCUCCACUUUCUGACGGCUGCCGCGACAGUCCCGAGGCUAUGAGGGGUUGAGCCGGUGGCAUUAGGUCCUAAAUGACUCAAAAGACCGAGAGCUAGUGGUGCCGAUGUGAAGGUUGCAGAGAGUUGACGUGUAUAGAUAGUCGACCAUCCCGCGCUUAAUAGUCCUCAAACUUUGCCCAUCCUAUAACUCAGUUACACACGAUCCCUCAUUGCACCUAUUUCUACUACAAUGUCUCCGUCUGCGGUUGUCAACAAACGUGCUGUCGUAGUAGAGCCAGAAACGACCGGCCACAAGAACGUAAAGACGAAGAGUGUACUACUGCACCGUCACAUCCAUUAUGAACCCAGCACAGUGGUUGCAGCCAAGGGCAACUACGUCGAGCUCAACAGCGGUCAGAAAAUACUGGAUGCCACAGGUGGCGCAGCUGUGUCUUGUCUAGGCCAUGGAAACCAGAGGGUCAAGGAAGCUAUCAACCGUCAGUUGGACCAAGUCGCGUAUUGUGCUUCGCUGUUCUUUGGAUCAUCAGCUGGCGAGGCUUUGGCCAAAGAGCUGGUCGAUGGCACCAACGGUCAGAUGGCGCGGGCAUACAUUGUGUGCUCAGGUUCCGAGGCAAUGGAAGCUACGAUGAAGCUUGCCCGACAAUACUUCCUGGAGUGUGCGCCAGCUCAGCCUGAACGAGUCAACUUCAUUGCUAGGAAAGAGUCCUACCACGGAACCACACUGGGAGGUCUCUCCAUGAGCGGUCACGUAGGUAGAAGGGCGUUGUUUGAGCCAAUGCUCCUUGGAAAUGUCAGUAGGGUGUCAGCUUGUAACGCUUAUCGCGGUAUGAAAGAAGGAGAAAGCACCAAAGAAUACGUCGCCAGACUAGCGCAAGAAUUGGAUGAUGAAUUCGUUCGGCUGGGUCCACAGACAGUAUGCGCCUUCGUUGCUGAGCCUGUCGUUGGAGCCGCUCUUGGGUGCGUCCCUGCCGUACCGGGCUACUUUCAAGCUAUGAAGGCGGUCUGCGAUAAGUACGGUGCGCUCUUAGUCUUCGAUGAGGUGAUGAGCGGUAUGGGUCGUUCCGGCACGCUCCAUGCCUGGGAGCAGGAAGGAGUUGUUCCGGACAUAGAAACGAUUGGCAAAGGCCUCGGAGGAGGCUACGCUGCCGUAGCAGGUUUGCUGAUCGGCCACCGGGUUAUCCAUGUCCUCGACAAAGGCACGGGUGCUUUCUCUCACGGACAUACCUACCAAGGACAUCCAGUCGCCUGUGCAGCCGCGCUGGAAGUUCAGCGAAUCGUCCGCGAGGAGGGUCUAGUGGAGAACGCUAGACGGAUGGGCGAAGUGCUCGAGAAGCAAUUGAAAGAGCGGCUUUCGUCGCACCCGAACGUUGGUGAUAUUCGUGGACGAGGGUUGUUCUGGGGCAUCGAACUUGUUCGUGAUAAGGCUACGAAAGAACCGUUCGACCCCAAGGAUGGCAUCGCUAUGGCACUACACGAGAAAGGGCUCGAACCAAAGCAUAGCAUUUCUCUAUACCCUGGCACUGGCACAGUGGACGGGAAAUCUGGAGACCAUAUCAUGCUGGCCCCGGCGUACAACACCACCGAGGCGGACAUCACUCUAAUCGUCGAUAGAACAACGGCGGCCAUUGAGGACUUCUUCGCUCAACGAAGCUACCAUUAAGCUCAUCCAAUUUGAAUCUACAUAGGUAUAAAUUGUGCCAUGAUAAUAGGGCCCUGAAGAUGGAUACGGGAACAACUUUCUCUUUCGCACAGAAGCAACGCAAAUCUCAUAAAGUGCACGAUUUCGACCGGGAAAAGGCGAUUUGCAAUUCUC
Mytilinidion resinicola is the source of this 1857-nucleotide messenger RNA. RefSeq names its product aminotransferase. Gene Ontology annotation, cellular component: cytosol. Bases 274 to 1704 code for a protein of 476 amino acids. The record is from RefSeq and is a predicted model, not a curated record. The transcript is spliced from 6 exons. Gene Ontology annotation, molecular function: transaminase activity; pyridoxal phosphate binding. Lineage: Eukaryota; Fungi; Ascomycota; Dothideomycetes; Mytilinidiales; Mytilinidiaceae.